AUCUUUAUCUAAAGUACGUCGUUUUCAUGAUCCUACUAGUGGACCAACAGAAUCACUUUCGCGUUCUUCAUCGUUCGACAGUCUUCAAAGUUUACAUAUAUCUGAUAAUUUUGCAAAUGAUUUUGGCAAAAUUACCAACCCAGUACGCUGUGUUCAACAAGAUGGUUCUGAAAAAGGACAAGUCAAGAUGCUUCAAUUACCAAGCCUUAUUACACCGGUCAGUUUAUUUGGAAAAAGAAUCAGGUAUUGAAGACAGGGGAAAAAAAGACAUUUGUGUCUCACGUAUAGUUCAUAGAUAUUCUAUUUUAGAGUAUGCGCCUCUCUUGGACUCAUGUGAUAUUACUAUGUCAGGUAAAAAAAAAAAUAUUUAUUCAUUUGUGUAUAAAAAAAAGUCGGAAAUUACUUAUUUUGGUAAUUUUUUUAGAUUGGGUUCGAAUUGCAGCAGAUAUUAAAGAAAAUUAUGAACUUUAUGACGCAUUUAUUGUUUUGCACGGAACUGAUACAAUGGCUUAUACAGCAAGCGCACUUAGCUUUAUGUUAGAGGAGCUUGGCAAGACAGUGAUUAUUACAGGUUCUCAGGUUCCUUUGACUGAAGUCAGAAAUGAUGCCGUUGAAAAUCUCUUAGGCGCUCUUACAAUUGCAGGACACUUUGUUAUUCCAGAGGUUACUCUUUAUUUCGGUAAAAAACUUUAUCGUGGCAACCGAACAAGUAAGAUUAGUGCUGUUGAUUUUGAAGCAUUUGAUUCUCCUAAUAUUCCUCCAUUGGUGGAUGUGGGCAUUAAUAUCGAUGUUAAAUGGCCACUAGUACUUCGACCAACACAAAUUGCAAAAUUUACUGUUUCCAAAAAUCUAAAUCCUAAUGUAGGUUCACUCAGAUUAUUCCCAGGUAUCAGUGACAGCACAAUUCGCGCCUUUUUAGCACCACCCAUUCAAGGCGUAGUUCUUGAGACAUUUGGUGCUGGUAAUGCUCCUGCUCGAUCUGCCUUGUUAGCUGCUCUUAAAGAAGCUAGUGAUCGAGGUGUGGUCAUUGUAAACUGCACUCAAUGUCGAAAAGGUGUCGUAACAGAUGCUUACGCAACAGGCAAACAGCUUGCCUCUGCAGGUGUAGUACCAGGUGCUGAUAUGACACCUGAAUGUGCACUUACUAAGUUAGCCUAUUUGCUUGGAAAGAUACCCAACAAUCCAGACUAUGUGCGUAAAAUGAUGACACGUAAUCUACGUGGUGAAUUAACUGUGCGUGCCCCUUAUCAACGCUUUAGUGCAUCCAAUAACCGAACAAGCAUGUUAGUCAAUAUUCUCACAAGAUUUUCAUCAUCUAAACUGGUUCGUCGUAUGAGUCGUGCUAGUAUAGAGGAUAUCGAUAUAGCAUCUGAUGGAUUAAAUGAAGAAGAAGAAAUUGAUUUAGCAAUGUCUACUGAGGAAGAGAUAGUAGCUGAAAGGAUACUAUUGCCUGUUCUGUUAUGUUCUGCUGCUGCUGUGAAUGACAUUGAUGGCCUUCGUUCACUUGUUGAAAGUAUAGGAGAAACAAUUAAUCUUAACUGUGUAGAUUAUGAUGGGCGUGUUCCACUUCAUAUUGCCUGUCGUGAGGGACAUCAUAAAAUUGUAGAAUAUUUAUUGUUACAUGGUGCAGCUAUCCAUGUACGUGAUCAUUCAGGCCAUACACCUUUAUUUGAUGCAGUUGUCCACCAACGAGCUGAGGUAAUUUCGAUACUUCGAAAGGCAGGUGCUCAUUUAGCAGAAAAUGAGCUAAAUGAUAUGGGACCUUUUUGGUUUAAAGCAAUUAAAAGUAACAACGUAAGAUGGGUCCAGAUUGCAUUAGAUGCAGGAUUUAAUGUUAAUUGGGCGGAUCCUGUAGAGGGACGUCGUGGUAUAGAUAUAGCUGUUACUUUAGGACAUGUAUCUAUUUUGAAAAUCUUGUUAAAUCAAGUUGGAAUUGAAGAUAGAUUUGAUAAGGUAAUAGAUAAGUGGGGUAUGACUGUACUCGAUAAGCUGGAAUUGCUUAAGAAGAGACAUGAUUUGAUACAGCCUAUAAAAAAUCGAGUCUCACUAGAGACAAUAGAACAAAUGGAGACAUUAUUAUAUAAUAGAAUUCAGGAUUAAAAACAUAAUUGCAUAUUUAUUAGUGUACAAUGGUGAUUAAAAUACAGGUAAAAAUUCACUUCAAAGAGCUGCUAUAUAAUCAAAUAAAGAAAACUUUUUUUUUAUCUUAUCUUAUACA
Messenger RNA from Cokeromyces recurvatus, 2218 nucleotides. Its product is annotated as asparaginase-domain-containing protein. Bases 313 to 2100 code for a protein of 595 amino acids. The transcript is spliced from 2 exons. Lineage: Eukaryota; Fungi; Mucoromycota; Mucoromycetes; Mucorales; Mucoraceae. The record is from RefSeq and is a predicted model, not a curated record. Gene Ontology annotation, molecular function: asparaginase activity; protein binding.